Molecule: messenger RNA, 1620 nt
Organism: Debaryomyces hansenii CBS767
Lineage: Eukaryota; Fungi; Ascomycota; Pichiomycetes; Serinales; Debaryomycetaceae
Exons: 1
Coding region: 1-1620 (539 amino acids)
Source: RefSeq, a predicted model, not a curated record
AUGGCAGGUUCCAAUACAUUACGGCCAUAUUAUGACCACGACACGUUUGAUGCAGGGUACUCAGUAAUUUUUAAGCCCGGCGUAGGGUUAAUUGAUACCGAAACAAAUAAACCGAUAACAUCGUCAUUGGCAUCCUCCAUUGCUAAACAGUCGUCACAAAGAAAUUUUAAACCGGGACAAAAUAUAGGAUUGUCAGGAUUGUCAAGCAAGAAAUCAAUAGGUGAUAUAGGAAUUGGGAAAACCACAACAUCGAAUGGCACGGAUAAAAAUUACAUUUAUGAUUUAGAGUUCCAGGAAUACUUUGACUUUAAUAAUUUGUCUGAAUUACUUAAGAACUUGGUUUGGAAUUUUUGUAAGAAUUACUUCAAGGUAUUGUUAUCACAGCCUUUGGAGAUCGUUCGUUUGCUUUUACAAGUGGGUACAUUUGACUUUAGUGAUAGUCCGCCUAAGAGACGUUCACACUACUCCAGAUUGUUGAAUAAACUGAACGUCAAAAGUUCGAAUACACCACAGGUGACCGAUAUAUCUGAUGAAUCUGAAGGUGAAGUGAACUAUUUUGAGUCACCAAGCCCCUCAAUGAACUUGCCGAAGGAGAAAUUAAGAACAAAAUCACCUACUAAAAUUCGUAAACUGCGUUCUGACAGAAAAGCCAAGAAUAAGAACAAGAUUCAGCCUGUUUCUCUUCACACGAUAGACAUUAUGUCGUCCAUAAUAGCAAAGGAUGGACCUUUUGCUCUUUUCCGAGGUAUUAAUGCAUCAUUUAUACACCAAACAUUGUCUCAUACCAUAGAAGCGUGGAUUACUGGGUUUAUUUCGCCCUUCUUAGGAAUCCCAGACCCAUUCUUCUUGGAUUUAACACACCUGACCGAACCUUUGAAAUCAUUAUGGUUAUCAGUACUGGCAUGUGUGUUGACGGGAUUGAUUUUGAUGCCACUAGAUUUGAUUAAAGUGAGAUUAAUGAUCACUCAGUUCAACAAGCCCGUGAGCAACGAAGAAAGCGGAGUUUCGUCUACUGAUUCCCUGGUUACAAAUAUCAAGGAAGAAAAAAUACCUGAAAUAAGUACUCGUUCUAUCCGUGACUCGAUAUGCAACUUCCCUAUUCAUUUCCUUGUCCAUCCGCCACCUACGAUAUCCUGCUUAACAAUAUUGCACCAAUUUUCAACCAGCAUCUUCCGAAAGGCUGCUCCAUACAUUUUGUUUAUCAGGUUUAAUAUUGACUCGUACCUGUCACCAAACUUGUACACCUUUGUGAACCUCUUCCUGUUGAUAUUGGAAUUCUUCAUAAAGUUGCCCGUGGAAAACUUAUUGAGAAAGGAACAAGUAAGAUUUUUAUUGAGACCUAAGUCAGUGGUGGAAGAUGAAAAGAAAGUCAUUAGUAUCGAGAGCGAAGAGGACGAUUUGAUUAUCGACUUUAAUAAUGGCUGGAAGGAUGACAUUGACAACGAAGUAGAGGAUUCUGAUGGAGAGCUUAAACCUCUCAGAUCAAUUAGCUUAUGGCAAAGAAUUAAGAUAUUGGGCUUGUUCAAUGGUUGGAGAGUCGGUGUCCUAAAUGUAAUUGGUUUCUGGGGCUAUAAUAUUUUAAAGAAAAAUGGCGCCGAAUUGAAAGAAGAGCGAUUAUGA